GUGUUGGAGCUGCUCGAGCUGGAAACCUUACUUUCAUGGUUGGUGGAGUGGAACAAGAAUUUGAUGCUGCCAAAGAGUUGCUGACAUGCAUGGGUUCUAAUGUGGUCUACUGUGGAGAGGUUGGAACCGGACAGGCUGCAAAGAUCUGCAACAACAUGCUCUUGGCCAUCAGUAUGAUUGGAACUGCUGAGGCUAUGAAUCUUGGAAUCAGAUUAGGCCUUGACCCAAAGCUGCUGGCCAAAAUCCUAAAUAUGAGCUCAGGUCGCUGUUGGUCAAGCGACACAUACAACCCUGUUCCUGGAGUGAUGGAAGGAGUACCAUCUGCUAAUAAUUAUCAAGGUGGCUUUGGAACAACACUCAUGGCUAAGGAUCUUGGCUUGGCCCAGAUUUCUGCCACCAACACAAAGACACCAGUUCCUUUGGGAUCCCAGGCACAUCAGAUCUACAGGAUGAUGUGUGCAAAAGGCUAUGCCCUGAAAGACUUCUCAGCUGUGUUCCAGUUUUUACGUGAGGAGGAAACCUUGUGAGCUGUCCUUUGGAAAUGGACACAAUAACCAACCACAUUUUUUUAUCCUUAUAGCUCGUUUGAGAAGUGUGUGGGUUUAAUCAAACGCUGCGCAUACUGAUCUCAUACAGACUAAUCAUCUAUGGUUGUCUAGAUCACAACGAACUCCAGGGUUUUUUCAUAAUUCUUGAAAAAGCAAGCCAGAGGAAGGGAUUGUUUGGCAAUUAGCCAGACAGUGAUUUUUUUUUUUUUUUUAAGAACCAUCAAAGUUUGGGUUUUUUUUCUCUAGAUGCAAUAAAUAAGUAUUUUUUUUAUGAAACACUUAACUGUUUGCAUAUAAAAUAACUUACAUUAUGGCUACAAACUUAGAUGAAUCUUGACUAGAAAGAGAAUGUUAUAUAGUGAUUUUAUGAUAUAUAUAGUGAUCUAUUAAAAGUAAAAUUGAAUACUUUAUGGAUAAAGGGAAGAUUUGUUCAAUUAAGAAACACAGCUUGAGAUGGAUUUAUUUUUUUUCCUUGGACCUACUAGCCUUGAGUUGAUCAGUAGUGAAUUUUUCCUGGGAUUCAGGUUGGAGAUUAAGUUUAUGGGCACGCAUUUUUAACUGGAGAGUUGUUACAGCAUGUUUACCUGAUAGACUUAGUUAAAAUAACAUAGAAUGCGUGUCCCUCUUGUAAAGCUCCAUUAUUGUAUUUUGCUAACCCAAUUUUAUAUUUUCUUGUAUUCUGUCAUACAUUUUCAGAACUCAAGUACAGCACUUACCAGAAGUUCUAACAAAGUGUACAUUUGUUUUAGGUAAUUACUGAAGUAUUUUAAAUCUAAACAAACCCUAUUAUUUUGAAAAGAAAUAAAAAUCUAUACUGGUAAAUA
Balearica regulorum gibbericeps (East African grey crowned-crane) is the source of this 1372-nucleotide messenger RNA. NCBI's taxonomy places the organism in Eukaryota, Metazoa, Chordata, Aves, Gruiformes, Gruidae. The record is from RefSeq and is a predicted model, not a curated record.